UGAGUCCUGUGCACAGGGAGUGCAACAGGUAUAAUAAUUAACUGCGACUAUUAUUAUUAUUAUUAUUAUUAUUAUUAUUAUUAUUAUUUGCAGAUUUUUUUUAACGUAAGUAUAAAGCCAGAUAACCAACAGAGGAGACAUAUUUCGGAUGACGGAGUGGAUAUUGUCCUGUUUUUCUGCUUGGACUUUGUUUUUCUGUUUCAUUUAAUUAUAUGCUUUAAGUCACCAUGCGCCUCAUCCAGAACAUGUCUACUAUAGUGGAGUACCCCAGCUCGGAGUGCCUGUCCAACCGCGUCAUUAAGAUCGCCGUUCUCGGGGGCAGUGGAGUGGGCAAGACCGCUCUCGUUGUUCGCUUCCUCACCAAGCGCUUUAUCGGCGACUACGAAAGAAAUGCAGGCAACCUGUAUUCCAGAGAAGUCCAGAUCGACGGAGAACAAGUGGCUAUUCAAGUGCAGGACACACCUGGAGUCCAGGUAAACGCCAACGGCCUGAGCUGCACCGAGCACGUGAGAUGCUCCAUCCAGUGGGCCGAUGCCGUGGUCAUGGUCUAUUCUGUGACCGACAGUCAGAGCUUCGACCUCAUUAGUCAGCUCCAUCAGCUAGUCAGUCACGUGUAUGCUGAUAGACCGGCACCACCAGUUAUCCUGCUGGCCAACAAGGCAGACAUGGUGCACGUGAGGCGGGUGGAGGCUCAGCAGGGCCCGGCACUGGCCUUGGCACUCGGUUGCUCCUUCUACGAGGUGUCAGCCAGCGAAGACUACAGUCAGGUGCACGGAGCUUUCCACAGACUCUGCACAGAGCUUGCCAAACGACAGGUGCCAUUCAGCACCAGUACAAACGCAGCUUCAGCCAGCAACGAGAAGAAGAGGUCACCUCUCAUCCCCAGGCCCAAAUCCCCCAACAUGCAGGACCUGAAGAGGCGCUUCAAGCAGGUGCUGUCUGCCAAAGUGCGCACAGUCACCUCUGUGUGAGGGAAAAGAGGGAGGGACGAGCCCAGAUGUGGGGCUAGACAAGAUAAGAGCGCACGCUUGAGUGGCGGGGCGAAGAUCUCGAAGAUAGAGGCUCACUGAAGUAAAGUUGCAGUCUUGCUCUUGAGCAUGCCACAUCUAAACGGUGCUGAAAUCGGUGACCUCUGACUUGUGAACUUUGACCAACUUGGUGGUGGAGGGUAAAGCCACCUGUGCUGCUGUGACUGACUCGUACGAGAGCGGAUACAGCAGGAUACUCAGAACCGUGGCGUCUAAAUCCGCCUUAAUGAUGAAGAACGCAAAAAGACGAUCGGACUAAAUAAACAUUAACGUACGCACACACUGCGUUAUAUCUGCAGACAACUUCACCCGGCAACAGAGCUCGCGAAGGACAGAGGGCUGGGUAUUUUUAUCGACGCAGACGUUUUCUUUUUUUUUUGUCAAGGCUUUCAGCUCUCAGCAGAAACCAGCUGAAAGCAGGCAUUGUUAUAGGAACGAGGCACUAAAGGCUGAAGGCCACAAGCCAUAUGUGUUUCUGUGUGAAACUCUUCAGUGCCAAUUUGUACAAUUAUUUUUUUUAAAUGCACUUUACAUCAUUGCCCAGGGCUAAGGCUUGAUCUUAUUUAUUGUUUUGUGAUUGAAAAUAAAAUAUACUUGACUCUAUAAUUGAA
Molecule: messenger RNA, 1639 nt
Organism: Hemibagrus wyckioides
Lineage: Eukaryota; Metazoa; Chordata; Actinopteri; Siluriformes; Bagridae
Gene: rasl11b
Product: RAS-like, family 11, member B
Exons: 4
Coding region: 228-971 (247 amino acids)
Molecular function (GO): GTPase activity; GTP binding
Source: RefSeq, a predicted model, not a curated record